This is a messenger RNA of Humulus lupulus (European hop), 402 nucleotides long. RefSeq lists its product as uncharacterized. The transcript is spliced from 2 exons. Lineage: Eukaryota; Viridiplantae; Streptophyta; Magnoliopsida; Rosales; Cannabaceae. The record is from RefSeq and is a predicted model, not a curated record. Bases 1 to 402 code for a protein of 133 amino acids.
AUGAUACAAAUGGUCCAGACUUCUGUCCAGUUUGGUGGUCUCCCUAAUGAGGAUCCUAACUUGCACAUAGUGAACUUCCUUGAGCUACGUGCAACGUUCAAGUUUAAUGGGGUGAGUGAUGAUGCAAUAAGAUUGAGACUGUUCCCUUUCUCACUAUGGGAUAGGGCAAAAAAUGCAGCAACAUGUGGUGCUUUCGUGAGUAAAGGGGCUGAUGAGGCCUAUGAAUUGUUAGAGGAAUUGGAUAUGAACAAUUAUCAGUGGCCUGCUGAACGAGACACCUCACAGAGAAAAGUAGCUAGGGUACAUGAAUUAGAUGCUAUUACUGCUUUAACUGCUCAAGUUGCUUCAUUGACAAAGCAGUUGCAACAAAACAUGAUCUCAGCUCAAGCCCAGGCUAUAUAG